Messenger RNA from Plasmodium gonderi, 423 nucleotides. RefSeq lists its product as hypothetical. NCBI's taxonomy places the organism in Eukaryota, Apicomplexa, Aconoidasida, Haemosporida, Plasmodiidae. The record is from RefSeq and is a predicted model, not a curated record. The transcript is spliced from 5 exons. Bases 1 to 423 code for a protein of 140 amino acids.
AUGAAGCUUUUAUUCUUUUGUUUUUUCGUUUUCUACAUUUUGUCUGUCGCAAAAUCGGAUGAUGAAUUGCACAUAGAUCUGGAUGAAUACGAAAUAAAAAACAAAUUCAGCAUUCGUAUCUUGAAAGGGUCUAAAUUGAGGUGUGGUUUAGAAAUUCGGGAUACAGCCGAAAUAGAAAUGAGAACAUUCUCCCCAGGGGUUAAUAUAAUGCCUCACAUACUAUCGGAUUAUCAAUUUGGUUAUGCCCAGCAGACAUUUAUAGUCGGCGAGCACAACAUUUCUCCCUUAAAUGAGGGUUUACGCGGAAUGUGCGUUGGAGAGUUACGACGAGUUGGUAUCCCUGUAGGUGGCAUUGGAAAGAUGUAUUAUGAAAUCACCCUGAAGGACUACACAAAAGGUGUCGAAAAAAAAGACGAACUGUAG